UGUGCGCUAUUUUUGUUUCUUUUCAGGUUCUUCCGAACAGAUCGCAGUUCUUCCAGUAUGAAUCUGUCGCCUUCAGCCUGAACUGUGACCAGCAGGAAGACGCUGCUGCAUGGAGAAUAAAAAGGAACACAUCCAAACAAAUCAAUUCACUUUGUCCUUCAUAUUCAACUGGAACGGCUGGAUCUUCAUGCUUUCUAAGUGAGCUUUAUGAAAUGGACUCUGGAGUGUACUGGUGUGAAUCUGAGGCUGGGAAGAUCAGCAACACCAUCAACAUCACUGUUACUGACGGUGAGUUGAUCCUGGAGAUCUCAGCUCUUCCAGUGAUGGAAGGAGACGAUGUGGUUCUGCGAUGUACAACGAGGAGAACACUAUCUGGAAAUAUUUCAUCUACGUUUUAUAAAGACGAUCUUUUCAUUGGGAACAGUGUGAGAGGAAACAUAACUCUACAGAGGGUUUCUAAAUCCGACGAAGGACUCUACAAGUGCCACAUAUCUGGAGUUGGAGAAUCACCAGACAGUUUUCUGACUGUCAGAGCAGGAUUUCCUGAAUCGCCGCCUUUACAUGGAAACAUUGUACUUCCUGUGAUGGUUACUGGAGUUUCAUUUUUUCUAGUGACGUUGUUCUGCCUGUGGAAAAACCAUCCAGACAAUUUUGACUCUUCCAUCGUGUUGUAUACUGGAGCAAUCAACAGACAAACACAAAGAGCAAAAGAUGCUGUCCAGAGGGGGCGCUGCUCUGCGUUGUCCACUGUGGUGGUGUACAGGCCGGCCCUCGGACCGGCCCUCAGACCGGCCCUCGGACCAGCAAGAGCUGGUCUGGACUGUGAUUGGCUGGUCUGCCUGUCAAUCAUGGUCGACGACGACCUAUCAGAGCCUUAA
This is a messenger RNA of Xiphophorus maculatus (southern platyfish), 878 nucleotides long. RefSeq names its product Fc receptor-like B. Lineage: Eukaryota; Metazoa; Chordata; Actinopteri; Cyprinodontiformes; Poeciliidae. Gene Ontology annotation, biological process: cell surface receptor signaling pathway. Gene Ontology annotation, molecular function: transmembrane signaling receptor activity. Bases 213 to 878 code for a protein of 221 amino acids. The transcript has 7 exons. The record is from RefSeq and is a predicted model, not a curated record.